Molecule: messenger RNA, 1913 nt
Organism: Clarias gariepinus (North African catfish)
Lineage: Eukaryota; Metazoa; Chordata; Actinopteri; Siluriformes; Clariidae
Gene: pip4p2
Product: phosphatidylinositol-4,5-bisphosphate 4-phosphatase 2
Exons: 7
Coding region: 109-882 (257 amino acids)
Biological process (GO): phosphatidylinositol dephosphorylation
Cellular component (GO): plasma membrane; late endosome membrane; lysosomal membrane
Molecular function (GO): phosphatidylinositol-4,5-bisphosphate 4-phosphatase activity
Source: RefSeq, a predicted model, not a curated record
GUUGGGAGUCUCUAUGUUUUGGCACCAGGCUGCCGGACCGACACGCUCGCCGCUGCUGUGUUUUUGUUUUGUUUUUUUUACCCCCAGUGAAAGAAGAAGAAGGAAAGAAUGGCUUCCGACGGCAUGGAUGAGCGUUCACCGCUGUUGUCAGCACAGAACUCGGGCAAUGUGACUCCCACAGCGCCGCCGUACCUGCAGGAACCCAGUCCGAGAGCUGAGCUCCCCCCGCCAUACACAGCUAUUGCCAGUCCUGAUACAGGAGGAGUGCCAGUCAUUAACUGCCGAGUGUGUCAGUCUCUCAUAAACCUGGAUGGGAAGCUCCAUCAGCAUGUGGUGAAGUGCACGGUCUGCAAUGAGGCGACGCCGAUCAAAAACCCGCCAGCUGGGAAAAAGUAUGUCAGAUGUCCCUGCAACUGCUUGCUAAUUUGUAAAGACACAUCCCGGAGGAUAGGAUGUCCUCGACCUAACUGUAGACGGAUUAUCAACCUGAGUCCGGUGAUGGUGAUCCCGGAGGAGCAACCUGCACAGCCGGCGCUUCCCAUUCAGCCCGAAGGCCUGCGUGUGGUGUGCGGCCACUGCGGCAACACGUUCCUUUGGAUGGAGCUCCGAUUUAAUACGCUGGCCAAGUGUCCUCAUUGCAAAAAGAUUUCUUCCGUUGGCAGUGCUCUACCCAGGAGGCGCUGCUGCGCCUACAUCACAGUAGGAAUGAUCUGCAUUUUUAUCGGAAUUGGACUGACGGUUGGAACCCAAGAAUUUGCCAGGCGAUACCAUGCUACCUACGUGUCAUGGGCUUUCGCGUAUCUGCUGGGUUUUAUCUGCCUGGUCCGGGCCUGCUACUGGGGAGCGAUUCGAGUCAGCUAUCCAGAGAACACCUUUGCAUAGAUGUGAAGUGUCCAUGAUGGUUCAUUUAACCCUUUUUAGGUUUUCAUUUUAUCUUGAUUUUAACAGGUGUACAUUUCACUGGUCAUUCUACAGUAUGUAGGCGAGCUACUGUAUAAUCGGGGCCGGAAAAAAUGAACGCGUUAUAUUCCGAAUAUUUAUAUUGGAUGUCAGAUAUAUCUAUAUAUAAGUGAUCAGAUAUUCACAAACGUGUUGAAAUCAACUUUUGAAAAGUAACAUUUAAUUUUCAAUUGGGAAAAUUAUAAUAUAAAGUACGCCUCGUGUAUCGUUGUUAAAGCCUACUAGACUGUGAGUGUGUGUGUGUUGUGUUUUGUUAACGACUUGACCAAAAUGAACAAUAUAUCCAUUGCACUACAGUUUUAUGCAAAUAUCCUCUUCUUUUUGCUGCUAGCUGUCAGCUGUAAAAAGCUGCAAGUUAAAUAUUAAAAGCUGCCCACACUCAAACAAGGUGGUACUGUGUAACAUUUAUGUAAUCUUACAUCUUACACGUGCCAAUAUCUGUGUUCUUAGGGUGGAAAAUCGAUAGCUGCUCUCGAAUCCAUAUCCUCGGAGCCGCUCGAACAAACCGAGAGAUUAUCUCGGCUUUUCAGAGUAUUUAAAAACGGCAUGCUUACAAACAAACAUCGAUGCUAAUAACUCCAGCUGACUCCGGUGGGUUUUAAAUGUUUUGCAUGAUAUCAACUCGGUUCAUUUGUACCACAGAUCAGUGUGUCUCUGUCAGCAAAAGGUCACUGUGGAAGUGUUAGGCCGCCUAAUGUCCCUAAUCUUCUCUAUAUGUAGAAUGGAACCGCCUCCGCUACCUUGUUCACACUAAUAUCACAGUAGUUUCUUAACUUUGGCAGGGUGACUGGGCACAAUUGUAGUUACAAUUGCAGUUCCUGUUCUGAAUGUGAAAAGCAAGUUUCUUUGUACAUAGUUUAUUCAUCGCACUGAGACUAACUUAAGUUGGAGUAUGGUUUGGGUCUUUUUAAAAAAUGGUAAUUUAUCAAUAAAAUAAAAAAGAACUGCCAUUC